UCACACUCAGUCUUAUAAUUUUCCCAUACCCCAUAAGCACAUAGCAUGAUACUCCAUCUUCUGUGGCUUCUCUAGCCAGCCUCUACUUUUCUCCCUCAACGCAAAAACCACCACACCACCACCACUCUCAUUAACACCACUCUAGGGUUUCCCAUUUCCAAACGACACCGUUUCAAAACCACAAACCUUCAUCGUUUAACUUCCGACGCUACUGGUUCACCGUUCACCAAUGACGACCGCGCCAUCACCGGUGAAGUCUCAACCGCUUCACAACUUCUCUCUCCCCUUCUUGAAAUGGGGCGGCACCGGGAAGAACAACACCAACACCACUAACCACCAACGCUCCCGUCGUCCUCCCGAUCACGCUUCCUCCGAGCCUGAUUCCGAGCCUGACUCCCGUCCUCACCGACUCGGAUCCCGAACCUCCAGGCACCGAUUCGGACUCCCUUCUUCUUCAUCCUCGAAAAAUCCUCCACCGUCUUCCAACUUGGAAACCGACGAUGAUGCCGGAGGGGAUAGUAAGCGGGACGUUGAAGAAGAGGUUACUGUCGCCGGGGAGAUAGUGCAGAAGCCGUGGAAUUUGAGGCCGAGGAAACCUAUGCUUCCGAGAGGCGCUUUUGAGAUCGGGACUGGAGCUGGAGGUUCUAAAAGCAACAACGGUGGAGAAUUGCAGGAAGCGGUUAACAACAACGGGGAGAAUCCGGCGCCGAAAUCGCUUCGGCUUCGGGGUUUUGCUGAUACGGGAUGUGCUGAGAAGAAGGAGAAGAGGAAAUUCUGGAUCGCUCUUUCGAAGGAUGAGAUCGAAGAGGAUAUUUUCGUGAUGACUGGUUCUAGGCCCAAUCGCAGGCCGAAGAAGAGGGCAAAGAAUGUUCAGAAACAAAUGGAUAAUGUUUUCCCUGGAUUAUGGUUAGUGGGUAUAACUGCUGAUGCUUAUAGGGUAGCUGAUACACCAACAAAGAGAUAGAUAAGCUGUGAAGUGAAUUGCAGCUUGUAAAUGGGGUAUGGAAGUGAGGUAUAAAGUUGAAGAAUUUUGUAAAGAAGGAGAUAUUGGAAGGAGUGAAUUGAAGAUGCUAAUUCCCUUGCUUUUGUUGGUUUUAACAAGGGUUUACUCUAGUUGGUUUUUUACUUGUUCAUUGUAGUGGUAGUGGUAGUAGUAUAUUGCUGGAAGGAAAGAAAGAUAUAUAUGAGUAUAUAUAGUUUAAUUAAUAGAGUAAGAGUUUAUUGUUACAAUGAUAAUUUCAGAGCUUUUGUUUGGUA
This is a messenger RNA of Vicia villosa (hairy vetch), 1257 nucleotides long. RefSeq lists its product as uncharacterized. Lineage: Eukaryota; Viridiplantae; Streptophyta; Magnoliopsida; Fabales; Fabaceae. The transcript is spliced from 3 exons. The record is from RefSeq and is a predicted model, not a curated record. The coding region runs from base 230 to 964 and encodes 244 amino acids.